This is a messenger RNA of Plenodomus lingam JN3, 1869 nucleotides long. The record is from RefSeq and is a predicted model, not a curated record. NCBI's taxonomy places the organism in Eukaryota, Fungi, Ascomycota, Dothideomycetes, Pleosporales, Leptosphaeriaceae.
AUGGACACACAGCAGCGCGCCCUUCUCUUUGGCGCCGCCGCAGCUUUGAGACUGCUACUCUUCACCUUCUUUCCCUCCCUACCCGCCCUUCUCGCUGGCCGCGUCGAGGUGUCGACACCAGUCACAAGCUUCAAGCGAUGUACAUAUGCGCCUAUCCAUCCCUCUCCGCCACCAUCCAUGAAUCACAGUGUCGCUGACCUAUCAAUUUCCAUAGUGCAAGAGGGCGUCUUCCUCUACACCCACAACCUCUCGCCCUAUGAUGGUGGCGUCUUCCACCAGGCGCCCCUCCUCCUGCCGCUGUUCUCCCUACUGCCAGACCCCUCGCAUGCCCCCCUUGCGACAAACCUGCUCUUCGUCGUCGUCGACCUGCUCAGCGCGAAUGCAUUGGCUCAGCUGGCAGACAGUGGCUUUGCAUCCGUCACCCGCCUCUUCGCCUCUUCGCGCAAGCACCUGAAAUGGAGUAGCAUGGCCAUUGCUGCUGGCUUCCUCUUCAAUCCCUUUACGGUUGCAACAUGCAUCGCCCGCUCCACCUCAGCCCUUUCCAAUAUGUUCAUCCUGACGGCCAUGGCCAAGGCUUCCCAGGGCGCAAGCGUUACCUUCGUUCUAUCCGUUGCCUUCGCUGCAUACCUGGCUAUGCAUCCCAUACUCCUUUUUCCCCCAGUGUUGAUGCUGUUGUACGAUGCCCGCUCCAUCAAGACCAAAUCUGCCCCAGAUGUGUGGUCCUUUACAGCCAUUCACUCGGUAGCACUCGCUGCUUCAAUGGGCGCAUUACUCUCCGCUUCUGCUUUCCUAACAGGUUCUUGGGACUUUCUUGCCGCUACCUAUGGGGUGCGCCUUCUCUUACCAGACCUCACGCCAAAUGUGGGGCUCUGGUGGUACUUCUUCAUAGAAAUGUUCGAUUCAUUCCGCGAGUUCUUUCUGGCCGUCUUCUGGCUCCAUGCGGCCUCCUACAUGCCUGGUCUCACGAUUCGAUUGUACCGACAACCUGUAUUUGUUGCGUGUAGCUUGAUUGGCGUCUUCACCAUUUUCACACCCUAUCCCAGCAUAGCUGAUGCUGCAUUGUAUCUUGCAGUAGUCCCUCUCUUCCGCCAUUUGUUUCCCAUGAUGCGCUAUACCUUCCUGGCCGCUUCGAGCAUCUUGUACACAUCCUUCCUCGGGCCUGCCUUCUAUCACCUCUGGAUCUAUGCAGGUUCUGGAAACGCAAAUUUCUUUUAUGCCAUCACUUUGGUGUGGAGCCUGGGACUAUCUGUCAUCCUUGGCGACUCUUUAUACGCAGCAUUGCGGGACGAGCUUGACGUAGAACGCCCGGAACUGCAGGUUUCAUUUCGAAGUGUAUACAAGACAAUUCUCUCAUCAGGCAACUACGACAUGGCAGGCGACAAGAUUAACCCCCUCUCGGCUCGAGAAAUGGAAGUCCUCGCCCUCGCCUGGCAGUGCAUGGAUGUACAGCCCAAGAUUGACACGCACAAAUUGGCUUCCCUUACUGGCUACACUCCUGGCAGCGCUUCUGUCACCAUGGGUAACAUCAAGAGGAAGCUCAAAAUUCUCGGCGACUCUCUCACCUCAAAGAGCGGUCCCACAACUCCCAAGAAGACAGUGACUCCCAAGUCCACUGCAGGGUCGAAGCGUGGCGCGCCUGCAAACGAGACUCCGAGUAAGCGACAGAAAAGCGGUGGACGCCCAAAGCAACAGCACAGCGCCAAGGAUGAUGAGGACGAUGACGAGGAGAUGACAAAGACCGAGGAGUCUAUCAAAGUAAAGAAGGAGUUAUUCGAAGAUGCUAUGGAUGGUGGGAAAGAGGAUGCAGAUGGCGCGUUUGCCAUGUUGGAGGGGCUCGAAAGCUUUGCAGCACAGGGAAUGGGCUUCUAA